This is a messenger RNA of Epinephelus lanceolatus (giant grouper), 1686 nucleotides long. RefSeq names its product snail family zinc finger 1b (gene snai1b). Gene Ontology annotation, molecular function: DNA-binding transcription factor activity, RNA polymerase II-specific; RNA polymerase II cis-regulatory region sequence-specific DNA binding. Gene Ontology annotation, biological process: regulation of DNA-templated transcription. The record is from RefSeq and is a predicted model, not a curated record. Lineage: Eukaryota; Metazoa; Chordata; Actinopteri; Perciformes; Serranidae.
CUUUGCGAUCCCUGAACAAGAUACAGAUAACCCUGGUUGUUGUCCUGUUGAUCCCUCCGCUCGACUGAAGUCUGCAGCUGUCUGAGGGAGCGAUCAUUGGAUCUGAGCGCACUCCGCCGUGGGAAUUAUUAUUAUUUUGAACUAUCGGUGCAGCCAGACCUCAAGAUGCCUCGGUCAUUCCUUGUCAAGAAGUAUUUUUCCAACAAGAAGCCGUGCUACAGGGAGAGCCAACUUGAGAGCCAAACUGCUUUUGUCCCAGAAAGCUUUCCCCGGGCUGAACUCCCAACGCAGAACAACAGCUCUGCCCUGACCUGCUACCCCACCAACCCAUUCUUCAGCAGCAUGGACACCCUGCCUGCCCCUCUCUCCCCGAUCACCCCUGUGUCCCUCUCCCCUUCACCGCUUGGCCCUCUGGACCUCAGCAGCUCUCCCUCCAGCAGCAGCAGCGAGGAAGAGGAUGAUGGCGGGCGUACUUCAGAUCCCCCCAGCCCGGAUAUCAUCCAGCACAUCUACCACUGCCUGCACUGCAGCAACAGUUACACCAGCCUGUCAGCACUGUCCCACCAUCAGAUGUCUCAUUGUGCGCCACAGCAGCAGAUGCCUUCUCUGCACACUGAGGUCUCUGCACGCCCAGCCUUCCACUGCAAACACUGCCCAAAGGAGUACACCAGCCUGGGGGCCCUGAAAAUGCACAUUCGCUCACACACUCUGCCCUGUGUGUGCCCCACCUGCGGCAAGGCCUUCUCCAGACCAUGGCUGCUCAGAGGACACAUCCGCACACACACAGGUGAGCGCCCCUUCGCUUGUCAACACUGCAACCGGGCUUUUGCUGAUCGAUCCAACCUGCGUGCCCACCUGCAGACCCACUCUGAAGUGAAGAAGUACCAGUGCGGCUCCUGCUCGCGGACCUUCAGUCGCAUGUCCCUGCUGCACAAACACACCGCCUCUGGAUGCUGCCCUGCCUCAUAGACUCACAUUCCCUGAACUGUUCCCACGAGCCAUUAGAAGCUGGUUGGGUUUCCCACCGAUUGGAGCCAGGACAGUGGACUCUAAAGCCACGACCGGACAGAAAACUGGAGUUGCUGAUCUAAAAUGCCUUCUUAAGUGCUCUCUGUCAGUUGAGGUCAUGUCGGUAUCCGCAGCACAUCUCUGCUGCGUCCUGUCAGCCGUGUGUAUGAGAGUGUGAUUUGAGGGCAGCUGGACAUGCAGUUAAUUCCCAGGAAACUCCAUCGGUGCCGGCCGGUCCGGGACUCUGGCCAUGUUGCAGCUGCUUGGGGUGUGUGUAUGUGGGGAUGUCAUUCCUCACCAUACUAUACAUACAUGGCAUGUGUGUGUAUGAGCAAGUGUGUGUAUGUGUUGAGACAGCUGUCUGUGUAUGGUGUACUGUGGAGGCAGGGCGCUGAGAGACGUGUUAGCUGUGACCUCGACGACAGGUGACCCCCCGCUCGCCCCUCCUCAUGCCACAAACUCCACCACACACUCAUUGUGUGUCAUGGGACAUGAAAGGACCACUUAAACUUGACCAAUCUUGUCAUUUAGCAGUCUAAAGUGACAUUUAUUUAGCUUUUUGGGAAAGUUUUGACCUACAGUUUUUAUGACCUAUUUUGUUGAACAUGCCUUUCACAUGGGAAUACUGUGCCUUUUGCUGCCACAUGUAAAUAAAAGCUUUGUUUUUUAAAUGAUAAA